AAACGGAUUCUCAAACAAUUUAACUUGAAACAGGUUGUGGUCAUGCCAGGCGAGGCCGGAGAGAAGCCUCAGCUGGGGGUCCGGGCCAAGCGCAGGGAUCCAGGACAUAAGGCUGGACUUCGGGCAUCUCACCCACGAUCCUCUGCCCAGCUCAGCUCCCAGGAGCAGAUCGCCAGGCUAAAGGAGGUGAUCGUGGAGUUGGAGUGUGAGCGUGACAAAGUAGUGCAAGAGUGUGACAGAAGCAAACAAGCAUGUCAGAAAGAGGCCAGAGUGUCUGACCCCACUGACCUGAGAUGGCGGAUCAACCAGCUGGAGGGAGAGAAACUGGAGUUGGCCUCUAAACACAACCAGGAGGUCUCACAGCUGGAGGCUCAGGUUGCUAGGCUACGGGCACAGGUUGAGCGUGGGGAGGCUGUGCGUCAGACACUGGAGUAUGACAUCGUCGUGGCUACGAGAGACUCAACCUCAGAGAGGAGCAAAGCAGAGGCCAGGUUGUUUGAAUUGCAAAAAGAGAAACAAGAACUCAAAGACUUGAAUGGGGAGCUCUGCCAGACGGCCCAGGACAUGCAGAGGGCUCUGGAGAUUAGCCGGCAGGCCCGGGAGGACGACCAGCAGGGCCUCAGUGCGGAGCUCACCGAGAGGGACCAGCUGCUGCUCACAGCCCAUGCGGAAAACGACCAGCUCAUUGCAGACAAGAACAGACUGCAGGCAAUUCUUCAGGAGCAGGAUGACACUCUGCGGCUGCUGAAGGAGAAGAUGGAUGUGGAGCAGAGUGAGCGCGAGCGCGACAGACGAAGCCUGAGGCAGCAGGCCAGCGAGCUUAGCCACUGCGUGGAGAGAGAGAAGAAACGGAGAAAAGACUUGGAGAUGAAGCUGAAGACGGCCGAGGCUGCGCUGCAGUCAGAGCGGAGUGUCCAACAGGAAGUGACCUCAGGCCUGCAGGGCCUCCGCGACAAGCUCAAAGAGACAGAGAGUGCCCUGGCGCGGGAGAGCGAGCGAGCCAACGAUAUGCACGUCAGACUCGUACAAAUGGAGGAGGAGCAGCUGAGCACUAAGACUGAGCUCCGGACACUACUGAAGGAAGAGAAGGCCACCUCCGACCGCCUGAGAGAGAGCAUGCAGGAGCAGCAGAGCACGCACACACGCACACAGGAGCAGCUCAACGCGGCUCUACAGAAGCAGAGGUGUUUGGAAGAGGUGUAUGAUGGUGUUCUCACUGAACUUGACCAGCUGCUGCAGGAGCACAGUCAGCAGGGGGAGACAAACACACACACCACAGAGGACGGCAAACACAGUCCUCCUGUUCUGAUGGAUGCCCUCAGAAGAACACUGGAUCACUACCAACAAAGCCUGGAGAUGGCACAAUCACAGCUGCAGCAGACAGAAGAGAGAAAUAAAAUGCUCUCUCAGGAUAUCUCACAGAAAGAUGAAGUCAGCAACACCAUGAAGAAAACAUCGCAGGAGCACUCUGCGCGCGUGUCUGAGCUCUCAGACGAGGUGCUGCGUUUGCGCUCCAGCUGCGUAGAGGCGGCGGCCGCCGCAGACAGGGCCCAGUCCCAGCUGCAGGAGCUCAAGCAGCACUGCGCAGACACGCAGGCCCACAUCCACACACUACGGGAGCAGUUCCAGAGAGAGGAGCAGGACAAGCUGGCGUUCCUCCACUCCCUCUACCAAAGGCUGGUGGCUGGCUGUAUUCUCCUCCACUCCCCCCAUGGCCUGCUGAGCAGCUUCUCCUGGGCGGAGCUUUGUGCCGUGCUGCAGGAGCAGACUGACGUCCUUCUCACCGACCUCCACGCAGCCAAAGAGCAGGUGCUUCAUCUGGAGGCUGAGUGUGAGCGGAAGGCAUGUUCCCUGCGGGAGCUGCGUGAGGCCCACGGCGGAGCUGUGGAGGGCCUCACGGCGCAGCUGCGUCUCCGCGAGCAGAGCUGGCUGGCCCAGAAGGAGGAGCUGCUCAGGCAGCAGAGCAGCCUCACCGACGAGCUCCACCUCAGGACCCAAGAGCUGCGGCGUGAGGUGGAUGCGUGUGCGGAGCGUGUGUGUGCGGUGGAGCGGGAGAAGGCGUGUGGUGCGGCGCGUGCCUCUGAGCUGCGGGAGCGCGUGCGUGCGUCUGAGCGCCUGUCCUCCGCGCUGCUCCGCGGCGCCGCCCUGCUGGCCGGCGCACUGUGUCCCCUCCUGCGCCGCGUCAGCGAGCUCGCCCGCCACAAGCGCCUGCUCCAGCUCCGCCUGGACGCCCACGCCAAGCUGGAGCGCGAGGUGCACGCCAUCCUGCGGGCGCUGGCCACGUCGGGUCAGGAGGAGGACGCGCACACACACACACACGCACGCACGCGCACACACACACCUGAGGGGGAGGCGCGAGCGCAGCGGAGGGGCGUGUGGGGGUUCCGGUGUGCGGUCAUCGGGGUGCUGGCGGCCCAGCGGUUCCGCUCACUGGGCAGGAGCUCGCGCGUGUGUUUCGUGGCCGACAACCCGUGCGGAGAGGGGCCCGUGAGCGUGUGUGUGUGUGAGCCCGAGAGCAGCAGGAGGGACAAGGAGAAGGAGAAGGAGAAGGAUGGAGAGAAGGUGACGGAGGAGAGGAGGUGGACCCAGAGCGCUAAACUCAAGACCCUCAUCUUAACCGGCACAGAGGAGGGCACAGACAUGGGCAGUAAGUUUUCCAUGUUGCUGGAGAGGCUGGUUGCUGACAGUGACAGUGUCUACGGUUGUUACACGGAGAGGGGUUCAUUAUCAAGACAGCUGGCGCAAGGCCUCUACCGCCUCAGAAAGACUCAGCCCAUGUCAACUAGCCUGUACAACAGCAAGAGUGUGGUAUCCUCCCUUCAGCAGCACAUUCUGGCCUUCACGCAGCGUCUGCAUGCAGCUGAGGUGGAGCGCAGGAACAUGCGCAUGGAGCUGACGGAGCUGCGCCGCCAGGCCCUCGUCCCCCCACCCCAGGACCCCAAGCACACUGCGUGUGUGCCGGCGGCACAUCUCGAGGAGCUGCUGUCUGAGCUGAGUGCGGCGCUCCAGCGAGAGCAGCAGGCUCAGGAGCUGCUCCACCAGCAGGCCCAGCAGCUACAGGAGCUGGGCCUCAGCAUGGAGCUGCACGCUGGGGACCAGCAGGAGAAGGACCGCACGCUCACUAUGGCCGUUAAGAGUCUGUCUGAGUGUAAGGCUGAGCUGCGCAGGAAGGAGCAGUCUCUGCGUCAGCUGGGCAAACACCUGAGCCAGGCCCAGCAGGACAAACAAGAGCUGCAGCACAGCAUACACAAGGCAGAGAACGCACUCCGCAUGGCUGCCAAAACGAAGGAUUCCUUGGCCAGCUAUAUGAAGUCAGUGGAGAGUAGUCUCAAAGAGGUGAAGGAGCGUAUUGUGCUCCACAGUCCCACCCUCUCCCCACGGGACAUUAUCUGGCAGGUACCCAACAUGCACUUGGAGAUGCCAGGUCCCGAGAGACUUAUGGGAGGGCCAGAGGUGGCAACUUGCCAGGGUGUUGUGAGCAGUUUUGCAGAGGUGUACCAGCUGUUGUGCAGUAAGCUGGUGUGUGUGGAGAGAGAGCUGAACUCCCGGCGCUCACACAUCUCUGCCCUCAAGGAGGAGCUCCACAACGCCUGCCUCCGAGAGAAGAGCCCCGUGAGCGCUGCUCCUGACCCCCCAGCAGCAGCCAGUGGCCCACCUGCAGAGACGGGCGAUUACGGACCGCUUCCUGUCAAGGCCUCCACCCACCACUCCACCUCCCAGAAGGGCACGGCUCAGCCAGCGAAGAAGGCAUCCAAAAAAAGGCUGUAAACCAACUAGCCCACCUGCCAACCAAACAAACACACUGGACUCAUGAACAGA
Molecule: messenger RNA, 3819 nt
Organism: Sardina pilchardus (European sardine)
Lineage: Eukaryota; Metazoa; Chordata; Actinopteri; Clupeiformes; Clupeidae
Product: coiled-coil domain-containing protein 171-like
Exons: 23
Coding region: 43-3768 (1241 amino acids)
Source: RefSeq, a predicted model, not a curated record